GGAGGAGUAGGCAGUGGUUAAUUCAACCCCUGUCAAGGCUUAUUUAAUGGGGGGGUCUCUGGCCAGGAGUCAGAGGCGCCUCCAGACCAGCAGGAGGAGUAUGGCAGAGGCUCUGAGUCUGGGCUUUAGGGAAACAGCCAGCAUGGAAAUGCUGCCCGAGGAUGGUGGUUACAGGCCCAAGGCCAAGAGCAGCGGACGCUGGGCUCUCACCUGCUACCUGGUGUCUCUUCCUUUCGUGGCAGUGCUCAUCACCUAUCUGCUCAUCAGCCAGCUCCGGGCCCAUGAAGAGGCCUGUGUACAGUUCCAGGCUCUAAAAGACCAGGAGUUUGGACUUUCGCACCAGCGAGCUUACACAUCUUUCAGAGAUGAUGGAGAUAAGCCAAGGGCACACCUCACAGUUAUGAAACAAACUCCCACAAAGUCCUUAAAAAAUCAGUUUCCAGCUCUGCACUGGGAGCAUGAACUUGGCCUGGCCUUCACCAAGAAUAGGAUGAACUACACCAAUAAAUUCCUGAUGAUCCCAGAAGCAGGACAAUACUUCGUCUACUCCCAGAUUACAUUCCGAGGGCUCACCUCCGAGUGUGGUGAGAUCAGCCAAGGUAGCCAAAGAAAGAAGCCAGACUCCAUCACUGUGCUCAUCACCAAAGUAACAGACAGGUACCCGGAGCCUACCCAGCUCUUGAUGGGGACGAAGUCAGUGUGUGAAGUAGGCAGCAACUGGUUCCAGCCCAUCUACCUAGCAGCCAUGUUCUCCUUGCAAGAAGGGGACAAGCUGGUGGUGAACGUCAGUGACAUCUCUUUGGUAGAUUACACAAAAGAAGAUAAAACCUUCUUUGGAGCCUUCUUGCUAUAGGGACAAAGCAGAGUCAUUAUGUGAUAGUCCUGUAUCAUCUCAUUACUAAGUUUCUCCAGACAUAUGUAAUCAUAACCAGGGAUUUAGGGGGUGGGGGUCAGAUGAAGGGUGCAUUCCUUGGAAGCAGUGAUUUAGCAUGGAAAUUUAAGGCCCCAAAGUUUACACUUCACAUGUCUUACUGAUGAGAAUACUAAUUGGAAAAGUCACCAACUGAAGGAAUGGAUGAUCUACUUGCAUCGGGAUUUAAAGAAGGAUAUCUCCACACCCUCCUGCUAUAUACAUUUGUCACCAGUGGCUCAAUUAUUGUUUAAUUUGAUCAUAAAUUUGCUUCAGUUCAGGAGCUCUAAAGAAAUGGCAAAGAAAGUUCUAGAAAACAGUAUAAAGCCUUUGGAAGCAAAAUCUUUCUUCAGUUUCUCCACAUACCUUCAUGCCUUGCCUAAAAAUAAUGAAAAGAGAGUUAGUCUCAUAAAUGUUCUCUAAAAAGGAAUUGAUUUGCAUACCAACUAUGGCAUAUGAAAAAAGCAACUUUUCCAUUGAUUAUGUGCACAGAUAUCAAAAUAACCAAGUAUGAGUUUUAUAUACAUGUCAAAAUUACGGCAAUAACAUUUAGUCAGUAGUUUUCUUGAGUACCUAUUAUGUUCCGGGCACUACCUUAACCCAGACAACACUAUGAAUAACAAGACAGACUCGACUCAAAAUGUAUAUGAAUGCCACUUAACACUUCCUGGCCAAAUUAUCAGUCAUCAUACACUAAAGAAUAACUAAGUCCUAAAAGAAAAAAAUAAUCAUCUGAAACUGUUAUAUAAGAUUUCUGGCUCUUUCUUGACUGUGUAAGCUAUCCAACUGAUUAGGUUGCUCAAGAAACCUGAAGACCAAUUUGUAGCUAACUAGACCAACGGUACAACAUCCUUGCUUCAUGCUAAGAGACAGUGGACUUACUCCCUGAAGGUCAGAGGAAAAAAGUCAAUCACCAAAUCUGGAGAAGUAAACCUAGAUCUGCUCUGAGGUUUGAUUUACAACUUUAUAUGUAGAGUGUUAUGUGAGUAUUUUUCCCAUAAAAUACUCAAGGGUUUUAAAUAUGGGAUUAUCUAAUCAGCCUUGCCAAGGCUACUUUCUUUGGAGAAGAGGCUGGAUAUUGAGAAGGUCUCUUCUGUUUUUCAAUCGGUUCCUAUCGUAUGGUCUGUAUGAUUUUCUUGCACUGAUAUGUCAAGUGUGGGAGGGGUAGCUCUGCUCUCUUAGCCUUUGUUGACUUGUCUGUAAAGUGAGAAUUCACCAGUUUGUUUCCCAGGAUCAAAUGAGUUCUUGGGAAUGAAAUGUGUGAACUUCAUGCAUUCUAUAUAAUCUGAGUAUUUGGGUGUGGCAUGGCCAGUGACUUCUAGCACGUUGGCCUUCUAUUAUACAAAUGCUCCCUACCCUGGGAGACUUCGUAGAUGGAUCUCAGAGCAAACUUGGUGCCAAAAUCACUCUUAGUCUGGUUGCCAAGAGGCAGCAGAGGCAGAAAGAUCCAUGAGAGCAUCCUGAGCACAAUGACCAGUGCAGUAGUAUUACUCCCUAAGUAUUUGUUAAGUUAUAAUUAAAUAAAAACUAAUUUCCAGUUUCUCAGUUGGAAAGUUAAGGUUUAGUAUGUUAUCUUCUCUGAGGCUAACUUGUACCUGUUUCUCACCCUAAGCAUCUCCAGGCAGUCAGUAUGGGACACAGUGGGAACACAAGGAAGGGUGUGGUCCCCUCCACCUGGUUCACGAGAGUCUUCAUAGAGGAAGUGAAGCCUGAAAGAAGGUGGGUGGGCCCCAGAUGGCCACAGGGAAAGGGCAUCUCAGAUGGAGGAAUUACCCUUGGCUUAAAGUAGAAAAGAAAGAUUUCUUAGUAACUCUACUGUGAAGAGUGUUUUUAGAGUAACUCUAAAACUUGACAAGAGAAUGUUCCUUCAACCAACUUCUAGGACAUUUAUUAUUAGCUCAAAAAUCUUUCCUCAAUGACUGUAGUGGGUUCCAUCAUCAGAACUAAAUUCCACUAAGAAAAUAAAAUGCUCUAUCUGCAUCUGUCCCCGGUGUAUGAGAGCACCAAGCCACCUAGAUGUGAGGGAAAAGAUCAGUACAGAAGGGCCCAGAGUGGCCUCUUCAAACUUGCCCAGUGCGCCAUAGGAGGGAGACCUGCUGGAUUUAGAAUUUUAUGCAAGACAGGAAUUGUCUAACAUCCUAAGACAUUUGAAACUUUGGAAAAAUCCCUGCCCUAUAUAUUUUUUGUUCCUGUCACAAGUUUGUUUAUCAAACAAUGUACUGUAGCCCAAGUUUACACUGCUGAUUUUGUUAAAUUCUGUACAACAUACCCUGUUUCCCCGAAAAUAAGACAUCCUCCGAAAAUGAGACCUACUUACAGGAAAGAUAAGACAUCCCCUGAAAAUAAGACUUAGCGCAUCUUUGGGAGCACACCUUAAAAUAAGACACUGUCUUAUUUUCGGGAAAACAGGAUAGUAUGUCUUUUAUUACACAGAGGGCACAGCCAAGAUUUCCUCAUAGGACUCAAGUGAAAACUUCUAUUUCUCCAAGGCAUUAUUGCCAUGGCAAAAAUUAGUAUACUAUUUUUUAAAAUGAGGUGGAAGAAUGCUUUAGAAGAACAUGUUAUGAUCCCUUAAAAGGGGCUAAUGAGGGGGAACAUUCAAGGGUUUAGGUAAAAAGGCACUUGCUCCAGAAAAUAGUUAAUUUAGGAGUGAAAUGCUUGACUGGUUAAAUGUCUUUCAAAAGGCUGAAUUCAAAUCAAUUCCACAAACAUUUACUGAGUACCUACUUGCCCCGGAGACACAGAGAUAAAUUAACUUAGGCUCAGACGAGCUCAUUUUAACUACUCAGCCCUCCAUUGUUUAUAGAUCUUUAAUUUAACUUUGUUGUAUUAGCUAAUUGAUUAGCUAACUUUAGGCACAUUUUAGGAUAUUUUCUCAUAUGAAAAUGGAUGCCAUUUGAUGAAGGAUGAUUACUAACAAAAUGAGUUGUGUUUACUCUAAGUGGUUUUUUCAAAUAACUGUUCAAGGACAGUCUUUCCAUAAAUAAAAGAAGAAAAAGACAAAGACACCAAUUUCUAGGGUGGAAUGCAUUAUUUAAGCCACAUGCAGAGAGAGGUUUUUAUUUUCUGGACUCAGUUGAUCAUCAGCACCCUUAAAAAUAUUAGAAUUUUAUGAAUGACCCAGAUCUGCUCUGAAAAGUCUGUGUUUCUCAGCAAAUACGGAAACCAUGAUCAAAAUGCUAUCGUCACUAACAUUUUGACCCCAGCAUGGUUUAGAUCUAUUUGGCAGAGAAGGAUUCCUUAAAUUACGAAAAUUUCUAGAAGGAAAAGGGAAACGUAUACCUUUUCACUUCCUGAAAUGUGUCAGGUUUGGUUCAAUAGCACGCCAGACACCGGGGCUCCAUUUCAAUCUGAGCUAUAUCACCCCAGAGAAAAUUCCACCUCUCUGUUUGUCAAUAAUCUCUCUGGGUUAUAAAAGUACAGCUAACUCACUAUGAACAAGGCAUGGCCCCUGCCAACAUUCUCUUACAAGGUAUUUUCCCAAGCCCUUACUCAAUCCUGUUUCCAUGAUUGUGACAUUGGGGAUUAAUUCUGUAGGACUAGACUGUUUAUAUUCUGUACCUUAAAAAAAAAAAAAAAACAUGCAGAAAGAAGUCACUUGCCUCAAGAUUUUGUUUUACUCUCCUAAGGCACAGAGUCCUGGAAGUGUUUUGUCAUUUUUGGCAGAAUUUUGUUAAGUACACAUUAUUACCCUGGACACUAACAUCAUUGCAUCAUAUUGGCAGCUGGGUCUAGAAAUAAUUCAGUGAACUGUUAACCCCUUGAAUCCUUCUGCACCAGUAGUAUGGGAGUGUGGGUGACAGCAGCUAUAUCCAUGCUUGCCACACUGUACCAACUUAUUUUCAACUUCCCAAGCCCCGUAGUACAUUUGCCUCCCACUCUAUUUAUCUCCCCAUUUUAAGAUGAAAUAUCACCACCAGCCUGGAUAGGAGAAGUUACUUGUCCAGGACCACACAAUGAACUAAAGGCAUCCUACAGCUAAGAUGCUGUCUUCUUGAAUCAUGGUCCCAGACUCAUCCAAUUCUGUCUACUCUUAACAAGUAACAUUCAUUUAAAUGACUGGAGGAGAAAUUGGAGAGAGAAUCUUCACAUAACUAUGGGGCAGCAUGGAAGGAGGGAAGAGAUUCUUCCAUGCCUCCCCAGAGGAGAGAGCUGCAGUUACAGAGUCACAUCUCUCUGGCUUGAUACCUGAAGGAACUUUCUACUCCAAACCAGAAUUUUUCCAGCUAGUGAUUUUUCAAUCCGUAAAGAUAUUCAAGCUUAUCACCAGGGUUUCUUCGUUGAACUUGUGGGAGGGAUUGAGCCAAAGGAAUUCUGAGGUCUUUUCCAAAUCUAUGAUUAUGUGGCCAUUUUUUUUUUUUUUUUUUUUUGUAGAGACAGAGUCUCACUUUAUGGCCCUCGGUAGAGUGCCAUGGCAUCACACAGCUCACAGCAAACUCCUACUCCUGGGCUUAAGCGAUUCUCUUACCUCAGCCUCCAGAGUAGCUAGGACUACAGGCGCCCGCCACAACGCCUGGCUAUUUUUUUUUUUUUGGUUGCAGUUCAGCCGGGGCCGGGUUUGAACCUGCCACCCUCGGUAUAUGGGGCCGGCGCCUUACCAACUGAGCCACAGGCGCCGCCCAAUUAUGUGGCCAUUUUUAAAUUGACUUCCCUGGAUUCUAUUUAAUCAUUAAUUCUACUUAAUCAUAAUCAUUAUUCUAUGUUAUCCUUAAUAAAUCCUUGUCAAGACUUCAGUGGCUUCCAUCCUUGGAGGAGCCAUCAUUUCCCCACUUGUUCAGAGAGGAUCCACCACAAAAUGACUCUGUGAUCUUGGCCAAUGGAGAAAUGUCCUGGGGCUUUAGAGAUGAUGGGAUCUGCGUCUAUCUAUUCUGAGUUACAUCAUUUCAAGGAUGAAGAAACCCAGGCUCAGAGAGGUGACAUAAAUAAUGGCCCAAGGCCAAACAGUAGCUGGGUGCAGUGUCUAGACUAGAAUCUGUAUCCCUUGACAACAAGCACGGGGUUAGGAGGCAGCAGACUUAACCGUGAGUCACAUCUUUCUGUGAGCAUCUGUCACGUGAUAGCCUUUACCUAGAUGCUAGAGAGUGCAGAGGGAACAUGACAGGCAAGUGCUAUUCUCAUGUGUGUGCAUGUGGAGAUAGAAAAGACACAACCUCGAGUAAAUAAAGCAGCUGAACUUAAUCAAGUGAUUUUAUUCUUAAAGUCAUUAAAACAUGUAACUGUCCCCCUUUUCAGUUUCAGGGGUGUACAGAAUGAACCAAUGUAGGUGUUUGUGUGGUUUUAGUAAUAAGCCCCAUGUGCUUUUAUUGAUUUUAUGUUUUAUGUUAAAACAUCAACCCCAAAGUAAAAUGCAUAUUGUAUGUUGUUAGAUAUGUACUUAACGGUAUGCUUCCCACGUCUUCGGGGCACGACCGUAUGAAUUCUAAUCUCUGUAAAUGAAGCCUUGUAUGUGUUCAUGAAUUUAACACAUGUAACUUAAUAAACUAGCAUUGAA
This is a messenger RNA of Nycticebus coucang (slow loris), 6401 nucleotides long. RefSeq names its product TNF superfamily member 15 (gene TNFSF15). NCBI's taxonomy places the organism in Eukaryota, Metazoa, Chordata, Mammalia, Primates, Lorisidae. The record is from RefSeq and is a predicted model, not a curated record. Gene Ontology annotation, cellular component: membrane. The transcript is spliced from 4 exons. The coding region runs from base 47 to 853 and encodes 268 amino acids. Gene Ontology annotation, molecular function: tumor necrosis factor receptor binding. Gene Ontology annotation, biological process: immune response.